This is a messenger RNA of Onychostruthus taczanowskii (white-rumped snowfinch), 1833 nucleotides long. It is a transcript of the gene BCL2L14, whose product is annotated as BCL2 like 14. The coding region runs from base 199 to 1446 and encodes 415 amino acids. NCBI's taxonomy places the organism in Eukaryota, Metazoa, Chordata, Aves, Passeriformes, Passeridae. The record is from RefSeq and is a predicted model, not a curated record. Gene Ontology annotation, biological process: regulation of apoptotic process. The transcript is spliced from 6 exons.
CGUUGAUCUGCACCACGAGGGCGGUGAUAGCGGGGAUCCCAGGCGGAACCUUGGCUGCUCUCCUACCUGAAUGGCUGCUAAAAAUAGGACUGAACUCAGCCACCAGGCUAUAAAAAGGCACUCCCAGGAGAGCCUGGGAUCCCUCAGCACCCGUGGCCCAGGAGCUCGCCUUGAGCUGUGUCCAAAGGAGCACAAAAAAUGAUGGAAAGCGACACUCGGGCUCCAGCUGAGGAGAUGCCUCAGUGGGACGUGGGGAGGCAGCCGUCAGGCAAGAUCCUCUCUCUGGACAGGCGAGAGGCCAAGAAAGUGCUGGAGAUUUAUGUCAAGCGCUCACUGAGCUGCCAUGAAAACUCACUGGUGGCCAAAAAAACCCUCCAGGAGAAAGACAGAGGGCGAGGGAGGAAAACGGAUGGGCUACAACGGUCAGAAAGUGAUUUCUGCACGUACUCAAGUGCCAAACCCAGUCCCAGGAAGGACCAGGAGGAGAGACUCAAAGCACCAGACCUGGAGGAGACUUUGGGUGAUGACAGCAAAGCUGCCCAGGAGGUGCCUAAAGAGGGGCUGAAAGCCAAGAGAAAAAGCACAAAGAACUCUUCCCAGAGCAAAACACAGCGCUCGGGUUCAAAACCGGUCUGGCUGAAAGGUUUCCUAAAUCUCUUCUUGAAGAAGAGCCCUGAGGACCAGAAGGAAAACACAGGGCAAAAAGCAAAGGAGAAAGAUGUCAAACAUCAGGGCUCCAAACCAGAAGGAGCCAAAAAACACAGAGUAGACUCCAGCACGUCCCCAGCACUGGGCAGAGCCCUGAAGAAGAAGCCCAGCCUGAAGAAGGUUUUCUCCCUGAAGAAGCACGGGGAGGAGGAGCGGGGAGAGCCGGGAUCCGGGGCGAGGAGCAAGCGCCCCAGCUGCCUUCCCCUGCGGCACGUCCUGGCCCCGGCCCAGCCAGAGGCGGAGCAGCCCGAUGGAUGCUACACCCAGGUGUCCCAGGACAUCGGGCUGAUCGUGCAGGGCAGCAAGAGCCAGGGGGACACAGCAGGAGAGCGUGGGGAGCACCCAGAGCCCCCCGGCACCGACGGGGUUGAUGAAGCCAUCAAGAGAAUUGUUGCUCUGCUCCGGAGUGCAGGAGAUGAGCUGGACAGGGAGGUGAGGGAGGACGCACGGCUGCAGCUGUUCUUCAGGGACAUGUCCUACAGCUCCUUCAAGAGCCUGGCUGACGCCUACGUGCAGAGGGAGCUGACAGCCAGCAGGCCCAAUAUCAACCCCCAGGAGAUCCAGUUUGCCUACACGGUCCAUCUCACCGCCACGGUGGCAGGGAUCUGCAGCCAGGCAGUGAACAGGAUCAUGGGCUUUGGCACCCGGUACCUGGAUGAUUCCUUUGCACCCUACGGCAAAAUUCUCCAGCAGAAGAGAGAAAAGCUCAGGACAGACCACUGUGACAGCCCAGACUGACAGCGGCUGCUGUGAGGGGCCUGUGGUGCCUGGGAAGUCAAGGAUGAACAUUUGUGGUGGGAGGACAAUCCCUGAUGGUCACCUGGAUAUGGAGUAACCUGAGCUUGAGUGGAUUUAAAAUCUUUUCAGGAGAACCAACAGUGUGAAAUGCUUGAACUCCACCUGUCCAGGGGUGAAAAGUCAGUAAAUCAAACAGAGCCCAAAUUUCACCCUGUAUUUAUAUUUUAGCUCCUGCCAACUGCUUGUGUUGAACCUCAGGGUUUGUUGCUGCUUGUACACAUGUAUUUAUUUACCUGUUUUCUAAAUGUAUUUGUGAAUGUACAACAUAAUUUUUGUAGUUUCUGCUACCAGCUAAGAAUCCAGUUUGAAAAAAAUUCUAAAACUCAA